GACGACCUUCUGCAAUCUGGUAUCCGCCUGCCCCCCGAUCAGAUCUCUGGGUAGGAACACCAUGUAGGUGGGCAGCGUGGCAGCGAACUUGAUCUAUCUUUGGCACUUAACCGCUUUUCUGGCGUCUCAGCUUCUACUACCACUUCAGAGGCGAACAGCAACGUCAGAGCUAUGUGUCAGAGGAUCGGACCUGGGCCGCGCUAUUUUCGGAUUUAAUCAGUCAAACGACCACGAUGAACAGCAGCACGGAUUUCACUCAACUAUGGCAUCGCCAUUUGGCCAACCUCCGCCAUGACUUCUCGACUGGACCUGUUGACAGCACUAGUGUACGAGCUUUGCCUUCGGAGCCGGCGAGGAGUGUGGAUGGGAGAGGAGACAGUGAAGCUACGCCCAGGGGCCCUGAUUACCAUGGAACUCAAGCAGCGUCGCUCCCAGUUGGACAUCAGUGGGACGGAGACAUGGAGAUGGUGAUCGAUGCUUUGCAGGAGCUUGAGGUUCAAAGCCCUAUCACCGCCACCGAAACCCUCAGCCCCGAUUCACUGUGGUUCAGAGACAAUCAUCUUCGCCGUGAUGCCGACGGUGAUGGAGAUAUAGAAACUGAGACUGUAAUAUCGUCACCUCAGAAUUCGAGUUGGUCGAGGACCGUCGGGCCUCCGAAAGCACAACAAGAUCGCUUCUCUUUGCAGCUACAACCACAGCUGAAAAGCCCAGUUAACCUCUACACAUCUGCGGCUGCCAAGGGGCUUGAUACAAAUGCUAGAGCACGGGCAGAAAGGAGAUACUCUCAGGACUGGUACAGAGAUCAUGCAACGCUCCUCUCACACUCUCAGCAACCAUACGAAACGUACUCGGCUUAUCCAGCAUCACCAAGUCUCAACACCGCUCGACCUGAUCCCGAGACCGAACCGCCAGAACCCAGAACCAGGUUUAGCUCGGUCUUCUCUCCCUCCCAGCGCGGUCGAUACGCACAGCUAGCCGAAGAAGUCAACGUCUUGAUCCUCAGCUGGGCCACAACAACAGCAACAAACGCAAACGUCAAGCAACAAGGCCCAAUGAAACACAGGUCAAGUCGGCAAGGGUUCAGUACCUCCACAGAGUCUGUCCGCAACUGCUUUAAACGACUCGGAUAUCGAGUUCAAUGCCGAUCGAUUCCCGAGGACUAUCCUACUGCGGCUGUGGAGACCAUCCUGGCCAAGUUUCUCGCGGACUCCGAUAUGGACCAGGAGAAGAAGAAGUUACUGAUUGUUUUUUACGCUGGGGAAGCGGGCAUGGUUGGAGGGAGGAUGAUGUUGGCGAAUGCAAGUGGCACGAGUCAUUUCUUCUUGGAGGACAUUCGCGAACCCAUCAUGUCGAGUGAGGGCGACGUCUUGCUCAUCUUUGACUGCCACUACUCCAUGAAUUCGAAUGAGAGCACAGAAACCGAAGAUCAAAUGCUGGUUGAGCCGGGUCUGGCAUCUUCACCCUCCAUUAAGCAACUUUUGGGCGCCUGCGUUCCAUUGCCCGGAACGGAAACUCCCAACAGCAACUCGAAGGGGGCUACACUAGCAGCAACGAAAAUGACCCAGGCCCUAUGCAGAGUCCUGGACAGCACCUAUGCCCGAGGAGACGGCAAGGUAUCAGUGCAGAGGCUGUGCUCGUUUAUGAAAGAGGAGUUACGACAGGACAGAACGGGACUCGACCAAAGGGUAUUUGUUACGCAGUUGGGAGGAAGACACUUGUUGGAUAUCGAACUGCCUGUAUUGUCUGUUGGUACUGGUAUCAACGUUGGUGGUGGCAAUGAUGUUGGCGGUGAUAUGUUGCGGGGCAUGAAGGUCCUCCGAGGUUGACAACACGGGGGCGGCUUUCAGGUUGAACCCCAGUGGGGUAAGUUCAGUCCAUUCGAAAGC
This is a messenger RNA of Neurospora tetraspora, 1886 nucleotides long. RefSeq lists its product as uncharacterized. Gene Ontology annotation, biological process: proteolysis. Gene Ontology annotation, molecular function: cysteine-type endopeptidase activity. The record is from RefSeq and is a predicted model, not a curated record. The coding region runs from base 234 to 1826 and encodes 530 amino acids. The transcript has 3 exons. NCBI's taxonomy places the organism in Eukaryota, Fungi, Ascomycota, Sordariomycetes, Sordariales, Sordariaceae.